Cygnus atratus (black swan) is the source of this 1626-nucleotide messenger RNA. RefSeq names its product MAGUK p55 scaffold protein 2 (gene MPP2). Gene Ontology annotation, molecular function: protein binding. NCBI's taxonomy places the organism in Eukaryota, Metazoa, Chordata, Aves, Anseriformes, Anatidae. Bases 1 to 1626 code for a protein of 541 amino acids. The record is from RefSeq and is a predicted model, not a curated record. The transcript has 11 exons. Gene Ontology annotation, cellular component: plasma membrane; cell-cell junction.
AUGCAGCAGGUCCUCGACAACCUCCUGGGCCUCCCCAGCGCCCCCGGCGCCGCCGACCUCGACCUCAUCUUCCUCCGGGGCAUCAUGGAGAGCCCCAUAGUGCGCUCCUUGGCGAAGGCCCACGAGCGGCUGGAGGAGACGAAGCUGGAGGCGGUGCGGGACAACAACGUGGAGCUGGUGCAGGACAUCCUGCGCGACAUCGGGCACCUGGCGCGCCAGGACAGCGCCGCGGCCGAGCUGGCACGCAUCCUGCGCGAGCCACACUUCCAGUCCCUGCUGGAGACCCACGACUCGGUGGCCUCCAAGAGCUACGAGACCCCCCCGCCCAGCCCCGUGCUGGAUCCGGCCUUCAACAACCAGCCCGUGCCCCCCGACGCCGUGCGCAUGGUGGGCAUCCGCAAGGUGGCCGGGGAGAACCUGGGGGUGACGUUCCGGGUGGAGCGGGGGGAGCUGGUGAUUGCCCGCAUCCUGCACGGGGGCAUGGUGGCCCAGCAGGGCCUGCUGCACGUGGGGGACGUCAUCCGGGAGGUGAACGGGCGCGAGGUGGGCAGCGACCCGCGGGCGCUGCAGGACAGCCUGCGCCACGCCAGCGGCAGCGUCGUGCUCAAGAUCCUGCCCAGCUACCAGGAGCCGCACCCGCCCCGGCAGGUCUUCGUGAAGUGCCAUUUCGACUACGACCCGGCCUCCGACAGCCUCAUCCCCUGCAAGGAGGCCGGGCUCCGCUUCGCCGCCGGGGACCUGCUGCAGAUCGUCAACCAGGAUGACCCCAACUGGUGGCAGGCGUGCCACGUGGAGGGGGGCAGCGCGGGGCUCGUCCCCAGCCAGCUGCUGGAGGAGAAGCGCAAAGCCUUUGUGAAGCGGGAUGUGGAGGUGCCCCCCGCAUCCGGGGCCUUGUGUGGCAGCCUCAGCGGGAGGAAGAAGAAGAGGAUGAUGUACCUGACCACCAAGAACGCCGAAUUCGACCGCCACGAGCUGCUCAUCUACGAGGAGGUGGCGCGCAUGCCGCCCUUCCGUCGGAAAACCCUGGUGCUCAUCGGCGCCCAGGGCGUGGGGCGCCGCAGCCUCAAGAACAAGCUGCUCAUGUCCGACCAGGCGCGCUACGGCACCACCAUCCCCUACACGUCACGGAAGCCGAAGGAGAGCGAGAAGGACGGGCACGGGUACCGCUUCGUGUCGCGGGGCGAGAUGGAGGCGGACAUCAAGGCCGGGCGCUACCUGGAGCACGGCGAGUACGAGGGCAACCUCUACGGCACCAAGAUCGACUCCAUCCGCGCCGUGGUGGACGCGGGCAAGAUGUGCAUCCUGGACGUCAACCCCCAGGCGGUGAAGGUGCUGAGGACGGCCGAAUUCGUGCCCUACGUGGUGUUCAUCGAAGCCCCCGGCCCCGACACGCUGCGCGCCAUGAACCGGGCGGCGCUGGAGAGCGGUGUGGCCACCAAGCAGCUCACGGAGGCUGACGCCAGGCGGACGGUGGAGGAGAGCAGCCGCAUCCAGCGUGGCUACGGCCACUACUUCGACCUCAGCCUGACCAACGACGACCUGGAGCGCACCUUCGGGCACCUGCGCCAGGCCAUGGAGCGCCUGCGCGCCGAGCCCCAGUGGGUGCCUGUCAGCUGGGUCUACUAG